UCAGAGAAUUUGUUCCUCCUCCCGAUGGUAGCAGCACAGCUGACAGGCCCUCGCAGCUCUCCCAGAAUACCGCAUCUUGCGGAUAUUCCCCCCCCCAAGAACUUGGAACGUUUCCAUGUGUUGGUUUUCAAAGCCUCCGAGUUGGUGAACAGGCUCGAAAGUUAUUGCAUUCACAAUGGACAACGAUGAAGCGAGCAACCAACCAUUUGAAUAUUUUGAACUCAAUGGCAUCUCAUUUGCUUCACCACUACAUUCACUACAACUACUUGAGUGGCUGAAAGAUUUUGAAAUGGAUCCAAAUAUUCCACUCAUUGUUUCAUAUCCUAAAUCUGGAACUAAUUGGGUGCAGCAGAUGGCAAGUCUGAUCCUAGCCAAUGGCAAUAUUGAUUCCGUAAAAGACAAAAUUCUCAAACAUAGAGCUCCAUGGAUAGAGUUUGUUCCUUUCAAACCAGGUUACACUGACUACCAGCUGCUGACAACACACUUAAAUUACCAGAUGGUUCCAAGUUCUGCGAAAAACAGAAGGAUGAAGAUCAUAUAUGUUGCCAGAAAUCCCAAGGAUGUGAUUGUGUCAUUUUACCACUAUCAUAUUUGUCAUCAUUACUUGAAGACACCAAAGGAUUUUUCUGACUUCCUGGAGCAGUUUAUUGAGGGAAAUGUGAUAUAUGGAUCUUGGUUUGACCACAUCAGAGACUGGUACAACCAUAAAGAUGAACUCAACAUGUUGUUUGUAACGUAUGAGGAAAUGCAGAAAGAUAUCAGAAGCGUAAUAGUAAAAGUUGCAUCGUUUCUUAAUAAAAUGCUGGAUGGAAAAACCUUGGAGUCAAUUGUGGAUCAUUGCACCUUUGCAUAUAUGAAAACAAACCCUGCAACAAACUACCGAGCUGCGUUGAAGCAUUUCAGUCAUGACAUUGGCCAUUUCUUUAGAAAAGGGAUUGUUGGAGACUGGAAAAAUCACUUUCUUGUGGCUCAGAAUGAGUGGUUCGAUUCCAUCUACCAGGAGAGGAUGGCGGGGUUGCCUCUGAAGUUUGACUAUGACCUCAAAUAAGCAGUAAUUGGAAGAUUUUAGAAAUGUCCAGCUAGCUCAACCUUGUAAGAAAGAAAUGAGGGACAAGAAUAUGGAGAAUUAUGGACAGCUCAAAAUCACGUACAGCACGGAAAAAGACCCUUCGGUCCAACUUGUCCAUGCUGACAGAUAUUCUAAACUAAUCUAGUCCUAUUUACCAGUUUUUAGCCCAUAUCCGUCUAAACCCUUCCUAUUCAUAUACUCAUCCAGAUGCCUGUAAGAAAAUUACUGGAAUCUAUUAUUUUGAAUGUAGGAACGGGGCACUCGGUUAUAGUUUAUUGGUUGGAGUUCGCAUUGAUUCAUGAAAUAGAAAUCCAGCUUGGCAAUUCAGUUUGAAGUUUUUUCAGGUUUAAUUAGAAAAAUCGAUGAGGGGAAACCAGCGGAUGGAGUGUAACUGGAUUUUCAAAACACUGUAUAAGGUGCCAAACCCUCAAUAUGGUUGGUGGUAGCAUGUUAACGUGGAUUGAGAAUUCGUUAAGAAACAGAAUACACAGGAUAAAUGGGUUUUUUUGAAGCUCAGGUGCUGUAACAAGCAGGGUAUUGCGAGGGUCAGUGUGGCAUCUCUGCUUACAGUCAGUGACAAUAACUUGUAUAUGCUGUUCGUUAUAAUAUAUCUCGAUAUCCCAAGAAACCUUAGAUAAUUGGGAAACUAAGAUGUGAGGGAGAUGUGAGGCUGUGAUGUGAAUGAUGUGAAUAAGGCAUUUAAUGAGCAAGGUCAGAACUAGCAGAAUGUGGGAAUCAUCCACUUUGGUAGGGAAAAAAAAUAUCAUUUUCUCCAUUUUAAAGACUGGAAAUUUGGUGUUUUUCAGCGAGGCCUGCAUGUCUGUACACAAACCAUAAAAAAUUGACAUGCUAGUGCAGCAAUUGUAAUUUGACGUUGAGCAACAUAGCAUAAUAUAAUCAAGCACAGUCAUUGUGACUUCAUGAAGGGAAAAUCAUGCCUGACUAAUUUAAUAGAAUUCUUUGAAGUGGUAACAAGCAGAAUUGAGAAAAGGAAAGCCAGUAGAUGUAAUAUUUUUGGAUUUUGAAAAGUGUUGAAAUGGUACCGGAUAUGUUAGGUUACUUAAGAGAGUCCAUGUUGUUGCGGUUACUAUAUUAGCAUGGAUAGAGGUUUAGCUAACUAAUAGAAGACAAGAGACAUGGGGGUAAAAAAGGGGGAGGCGUGGCAUUACUUGUCAAAGACAGUAUCACAGCAGUGGAAUGGACGAUGGAAGAGGACUUGCCAUCUGAGGUAGUUUGGGCUGAGGUUAGAAAUAGGAAAGGUGAGGUCACCCUGUUAGGUGUUUUCUACAGGCCUCCUAAUAGUCCUAGAGAA
Messenger RNA from Hemiscyllium ocellatum (epaulette shark), 2381 nucleotides. Its product is annotated as amine sulfotransferase-like. Gene Ontology annotation, cellular component: cytoplasm. Gene Ontology annotation, molecular function: sulfotransferase activity. Lineage: Eukaryota; Metazoa; Chordata; Chondrichthyes; Orectolobiformes; Hemiscylliidae. Bases 176 to 1048 code for a protein of 290 amino acids. Gene Ontology annotation, biological process: sulfation. The transcript has 7 exons. The record is from RefSeq and is a predicted model, not a curated record.